Molecule: messenger RNA, 3759 nt
Organism: Dermacentor albipictus
Lineage: Eukaryota; Metazoa; Arthropoda; Arachnida; Ixodida; Ixodidae
Product: skin secretory protein xP2-like
Cellular component (GO): extracellular region
Molecular function (GO): chitin binding
Source: RefSeq, a predicted model, not a curated record
AUGCUAACUUCGCUGGCGGUCCACCUGUCCGCUCGGCCACCAAAAAGGAUAACCCGACAGUCGCGCAACCGUGGCGGCGGAAGCAGCUACGCGCGGCCUGACGCUGGCGGCGCCGGCGGUGGAGGCGGCGAUGUCGACUACGGCGGUCCAGCACCCGGGGUGACCUUCGACGAUGACGUGGGACCCGACGUAGACCUACCUGCUCCAGGAGCCGGUCCAGCGCCGGGCUAUGGCCCUGGUCCGGCACCUGCUCCGGCACCAGCGCCGAGGCCCAGACCGGCACCAGGCCCUGCUCCAAGACCGGCUCCUGGACCCGGGCCCGCGCCGGGACCGGCACGCCCAGCUCCUGGCGGUGGAGGCGGCUACGGCGAUGGCGGUUACGGUGGUGGUGGAGCAGGCGGAACAGGCGGCGGCGGUUACGGCGGUGGUGGAGCAGGCGGAACAGGCGGCGGCGGUUACGGCGGUGGUGGAGCAGGCGGAGCAGGCGGCGGCGGAGGGGGAGGAGCAGGAGGAGGAGGAGGAGGAGGCGGUCACGACGAUGGCCAGUACCACGGCCACGAUGACCACGGCCAGUGGCGCCUGGAGGACGCCAUCCCCGGCACGCCGGAGACUGACUACCCGACUUUCACCACCAUCCCGCAGACCAGUUUCGACUGCAGCGCGCAGGAGUAUCCGGCCGGGUACUACGCUGACGUCGAAGCACGAUGCCAGGUGUUCCACAUCUGCCAGUCGGACGGUCGCAGCGACGCCUUCCUCUGCCCCGUGGGAACCCUCUUCAACCAACGGUACUUCGUCUGCGACUGGUGGCGGAACGUGAACUGCGAUGAGGCGCCCAACUAUUACAAUCUCAACGGCGACCUCUACAAGCCCGGGCCCUCGUGGAGUCCUGGUGGUGGUGCUCCCGACGGACAGGGAUACGUUCCACCGGCGCCGGCUCCAGCUCCACCACCAAGACCAGGUCCUGCGCCAGGUCCAGGUCCGGCCCCGUACCCCGGCCCGGCUCCAGCUCCUGCUCCAGGUCCAGCCCCGGCCCCGUAUCCCUCCCCGGCUCCAGCUCCAGCCCCAGCUCCAGCUCCGUAUCCCAGCCCAGCUCCAGCUCCAGCGCCAGCACCAUAUCCCGGUCCGGCUCCGGGUCCUGCUCCGAGUCCAGGGCCAGCACCCGAUUAUGGAAGGCCCGAGACGCCUCAGCCCGGACCUCCGUCGGAUUACGACCAGGAUGACUACGAUCAGCCAGCGAGAGGCUACGGAGGAGGAGGCCGAAGGCCACGCGCAAACCUCGCGCAACCCAGCGACUGGAACGCCGUGUACUACUACGACCAACCCGACCAGGCAGAACAAGGCCGUUCAGAGGAGAGCGAACAGCGCAGCGUGGAAGGAGAGUAUCAGGCGUAGGCAUGAGGGAAUUCCGGGUUGUGUAUAGAUCUUCUUCAGUUUAGGUGUGAGGGUGCGCUGCCUGCUUGAAGGGCCUAGGCCGCAGCUUCCUCACCUCCCCAGACGUCGAAUGGUGAACCGGAGGAGAGCGAGACAGGAAAGAAGGGUGCGAGACGCAACAACGAAAAUUGGUCUGAGUAUAGUCAGCCUGACAUUGUAAGAAAAACUAGAGAUAAGGUUUGGUGGCAUUGCAGUUAGUGCACACUGUCUUCUGAUUUUAUUUCUUUAAGGUAGCGUCCCUAAAACAGCGUUAGUGAGAAGCUGAACAGAUCUGCACUGCCCUUCAGUCGAAGUUUGUGAAUUGACCUCCCCACUUUGGGCCGCACAGUCAGGACGCUCGCAUAUUGCCGAUCAUGACGGCUGCACGUGGAGAGAGGUAACGAAAAUGGGGCGCAUAAUGCGUGCCCAAUGUCGUGCACAUGUAACGGCUUAAUUAAUGGUGCUCCCGAGGAGUGGCCCUUUCUGUAGCUGGACAGGCGGCCCUUUCUAGCCAUUUGCAGCUGUGCACACGGCACCCUUACGAGGUUCCCCCUCUUCGCGUACUACCUGGAUGAUCUGUUGGAGCCACGCCUCUCAUUUCUAGGCAUGCUGGUAGCAAAGCGAUUGAUCGUUGACCGGUCGGCCCUUAUCGUGGAACUGCACUUUGUUUGCACAAUAGGCCUGACGUUUGACACCAACCGUGGUACACUCACUGUCAGUGAUUGAAAACUUUGGGGUCAACAGCUCCGGCCUCAACAAUGGGAACUUUCUGAGUGGAGUGAAAUUUGAUGUAACAAACUCAGGCGUUGACAGUGCGCCCGGUAGGUCAGGGCCUUUUUUGCAAUGCCGUACACGUUGUGACGACUCGGUAAACUUCAAAAUUAUGCGAGUCCUUUCUUACUUACGUUGAUAUUCCUUACUGUUUCGUCUACUAGCUUGUUUGAAAGGGCGACAGGUUCAACUCGUUCGCCAACGCCUUUUUCUAUGCUAAUUAUUCCUCCUGACUGUGGUAACCGACCUAAGUAAAUUAAAGAUAUUUAACAGGAUGUGCGCACAGCGUGACUAGAAAACAACAGUUCAAUGAAAAAAAAAUACUGUACACGUCUUAUUCAGCGAAGUGAAUGGCUUGACUUUUCUUGUUACAGCUUUCAUUGAGAUAUUUAAGGUACAGUGCAUGUUUGCUAUGUUCUGGUCGUACACACGCCGAGGAUUUUCGCAGACAAUAACGUGCGAGCCCAUAAAUUUACAUAUCUCAGUGUUAGAUACACGAAGCACAAUUACGCAGUCGUUGUGUCAGACGUGCAAUACGGGCAGCCAUAACUGAGUCUUUCGAAACAUUCCCUCACAGCAGAACACUCGCAUGGGUCACCCUCUGGAGCGGAAGUGAUGUGUCGAAGGUGUGUGAGAGAAGGUGGCCACAUUUCACGUCGUCUGCGCAUCUCCACGCGAAGCGCCAACACUAAUUAGCCACAUGUAUACCGGUGUUCAGACUUGCGGGUCAGCUGAACCGAUACUUGUGCAAUUUCCGUGCGCGCGGUUACGUUUCGCUGUGCCGUGUUUUGAAUGCUCCGUUCAGGCCUGCUGGCGGUAUUUUUUUUUUUCUUUCUUUCUUUCUCUCUGUCUCUCUAGCGCCCGCGACAACGCAUGCCAUGGCGCUGACCGGACGAACGGCCAGUUAGUUAUCUGCUUACCAGAUUUUCAGAGUUUAUGUGAAGUUAAGAGACCUCCUUUCUUGUUUCCUGUUUCUCUUUUUGUUAGUUAACCUUUAUUAACCGUAUUUAAUUGUUGCAUACGCGCGUGUGCUAUGGUUGUUUCCGCGAACCCCCCCCCCUCCCCCUUCCCCCUCCGUCCAUCCGUCCGUCCGUCGCUCGCUGCCACCAGUAACAAAGCUGUUGCCAACCGAAGCAUGACAGGUUGAUUUGAUGGCGCAUCAACUCAUCGCAAUAUCUUGACAACCUAUGACUGAGGUUCCCGUGCUUUGUACAGAUCAGUUUUUGCGUGAUAGACCUUGUUGAGUUUUGUUUUGUUUAUAAGAGCGUUUCUUCCUCGUGUUCUGUCGUCGGCGCGUUUCGGCUGCAGCGUAUAUGUGUGUUUGUGCGCCUGUAUCAUAACAUUGUGUAACAAGUCACCUCGCUGCCUUCUUGAAUACUGUGUAGGUCUUUUGAUGUUGCAAUUCUUCUCGCCAGGUCCUAGUAUACGCGCGUCUAUCGAGAUCUCCGCUGUUUCUUUGUUUUGUUGCUUUUGCGAGAACUUCUUGCGACGAGUGACGGAUGCAACGGCGUCGGAACGGUUGUGCUGGCAGACUUUUCUUACCCCCUGUUCAUAGACUGAAUAAAGAAUUUUCCUGUG